AUGUUAACAUUCAAUAACUCAAAACUCGAAAUCAAUAAUCAAAUCAAAUUGAGGCUGCCCGCGAGAAACGACAAGAUGAAAAAAGCUUCGCCGACUGGUUCGCAAAUUGCACUGGCAAUCUCGAUAAUGCUGCUGCAGACCAGCUAUGUGCUGGGUCAGGGGGUGAGUUGUCCGGCAUGUAUUCAGGCGGACAUCAGUGGUCUGAGGGGGAGUGAGGACUGUGGGGUGAAGAUGCAGGCGGCUGUUGCUUUGGGGGCAACCUAUGGCCUCCAGAUCGAUGGCAGUCAGUGCAACUUGCUCGCCCCUCCUUCUGCGUCUUGUCCGGAGGAGAGUAACACCCACUGUAUCUACCUGAAGACCUGUGCCAUCAUCAAUGAAAGUGACACUUCAUUUGGGGGCAUCUACGGCUCCUUCUGCGUACACGUACAAACGUGCCUGCGUACACUUCUGCAGGCCGUAGAGAACCCCCUAGUCUCGCUGUUUUCGGACAGCGUUAUUUGUGGGAUGAUUGACAAUAACCGCGGCUGUGGGGACAUUAAUGACCUUUGGACUGCCGAGGGUAUGACAGCAUCCGGCUGCACUAUGGACUGCUGCCAGGCAUCUGGGAACGACGACACCUGCAGGUCACUCGCCCUGGUGGAUCACGUGGGUCAGAUCUGUGUGAAUGUGACCUACAGCAAUGACCUUGGGGACACUUCUUCAGCUGCCUACAAUGGCUUCAAGAAUGAAAUUGUGGCAGAUGCUUACUCCUACGUCUCAUGCGCUAUCCAUUCUUUUGUCACUCUCACCAUUGACUCAGCCGCCGAGGAUGCGAUGUGUGCUAACGGAACUGUGCUAUCAUUUACGAUCAAAACCUACCCAGACACUACAAUGGAUGCAUGUGCGAUGGAAACGUCCAUAGAUGCGUACCGGGCUGAGAUCGGAGCCACACACCCUGUGAAUUACAUCAAAAUGUCCGACUGUGAUGAUGACGAUGACAAAGGAAGUCUGGCAACAGAAACGUCCGCACCGACUGUACUGCUUGCGCUGGUCUUGUUGGUUUCUUCCGUCUUCUCUCCCAAGAUGAUGUCAGAGCUUCAGGCCUAAAUCAACAAUAAAGCAAACAUUAAAAAUCAAAAUAUUUGAACCCCAAAGCUAUUGAGAGUCAAUUAUCUUCAAAUUCGAAUUCAGUUUCAAAUUUGAACCAAUCGACGGAAUACGCCACUUUUAAUAUAUAAAUAGCUUGUUAUAAACAAAUGAAUAAAUAGCUUUAUUACAACUGAUUAGAUCUAAGUUGUCCAGCUUGAGAAUAUUUUUACUAAUGAGUGAAGAUAACUUUCCCUUGAAUUUAGAAACAAUUAAAUGACUUUAAUGCUUGA
Molecule: messenger RNA, 1358 nt
Organism: Symsagittifera roscoffensis
Lineage: Eukaryota; Metazoa; Xenacoelomorpha; Acoela; Convolutidae
Exons: 6
Coding region: 1-1086 (361 amino acids)
Source: RefSeq, a predicted model, not a curated record